Gadus chalcogrammus (walleye pollock) is the source of this 787-nucleotide messenger RNA. It is a transcript of the gene doc2g, whose product is annotated as double C2-like domains, delta. NCBI's taxonomy places the organism in Eukaryota, Metazoa, Chordata, Actinopteri, Gadiformes, Gadidae. The record is from RefSeq and is a predicted model, not a curated record. The annotation marks the transcript as partial. The transcript has 7 exons. Gene Ontology annotation, cellular component: membrane.
UUGUCGUCCUCCUCCCUCCAGGCGAACAAACUCCGCACGAAGACACUGAAGAACACCCUGAACCCAGUGUGGAACGAGACGCUGAUCUACCACGGAAUAACCGCCGCAGACAUGACCACCAAAACACUCAGGCUGUGUGUGUGCGACAUGGACCGGCUGGGCAGGAAUGAGUUCAUCGGUGAGGUGCGGGUGGCCUUGAAGAAGCUGAAGGAGGGAGAGAACAAGCGCUACCACAUGGGGCUGGAGAGGAUCGCACAGAAUAAGGAGGGUAACAGCCAGGCUGUGGAACAGGGCGCGCCCGUAGCAGAGGAAGAGCGAGGGCGUAUCCUGGUGUCCCUGUGCUACAACACGGAGAAGAGCUGUCUGCUUGUGGGCGUCAUACGCUGCGCCCACCUGGCAGCCAUGGACUCCAACGGCUACUCCGACCCCUUCGUCAAAAUCGUCCUGGCUCCUGACAUGGGCAAGAAGUCCAAGUACAAGACCACCGUUAAGAAGAAGACCCUGAACCCUGAGUUCAACGAGGAGUUCUCCUACGAUGUUUCCCUGGACCACCUGGCCAAGAAGACGCUGGAGAUCUCCGUGUGGGAUUACGACCUGGGCAUGAGCAACGACUUCAUAGGAGGGGUGGAGCUGGGCAUCAAUGCGAGCGGCCAGCGUCUCAGACACUGGUUCGAGUGCCUGAAGAACAAAGGGAAGAAAGUGGAGUACUGGCACACGCUCACACAGCAGGGGGCUCCCACCAGCGACAAGCCCGAGUAGAGCACACCCCCAACCGGCACGCUGGAAG